Cydia strobilella is the source of this 4165-nucleotide messenger RNA. RefSeq names its product actin-like protein 6A (gene Bap55). Gene Ontology annotation, biological process: regulation of transcription by RNA polymerase II; nervous system development; chromatin remodeling. Gene Ontology annotation, cellular component: SWI/SNF complex; NuA4 histone acetyltransferase complex. Lineage: Eukaryota; Metazoa; Arthropoda; Insecta; Lepidoptera; Tortricidae. Gene Ontology annotation, molecular function: chromatin binding. The transcript is spliced from 9 exons. The record is from RefSeq and is a predicted model, not a curated record. Bases 117 to 1403 code for a protein of 428 amino acids.
AAACUAAUCAACUUACGCUUCGUUUGUCAUUAAUCUAGCACAACAACGCGCUAAAAUCCGCGAAUAUCUUGAUUUAAUUCAUAAUUUACAGUUAAAAUACGUGAACUGAGUGCAAAAUGAGUGGCCCCAACGGCAUGUUGUACGGUGGAGACGAGAUCGGCGCUUUAGUGUUCGAUCCAGGGCACCACAGCUUGCGAGUAGGUUAUGCUCAGGAAGAUACUCCGAAAGCCGAUAUUCCUGCUGUGGUUGGUGUAGGACCGGCUACUCAUAUUCCGGAGAGCGAGGAGAAAGUCCCCGAUGGCAAUGUCACACAGAGCGGAACCAAAGCUGGUGGUGAGCUCCGCCACUACAUUGACGUCACGGAGCUCCACGUGCCCCGACCGGGCAUGGAGGUGCAGUCAUACAUGAAGGACGGACAGGUCGACAACUGGGAUCUGUUUGAGAAGAUGCUCGACUAUUGCUAUGCUAAGGUUAUCCGCUCCCCAUCCGAGCACCACCCAGCACUGUUCACGGAAGCAGUGUGGACCACCCGACCAGCCCGUGAAAAGCUGGCAGAACUGCUCUUUGAGAAGUACCAGGCACCAGCUUUCUUCUUAGUGAAGAAUGCUGUGCUCUGCGCAUUCGCUAAUGGGAAAUCCACGGCGCUGGUGGUAGAUGCUGGGGCUAGCCAAACUUCGGCUGUGCCGGUUGUAGAUGGCUACGCCCUUGUAAACGCAGCCGUCCGGUCGCCUAUUGGAGGAGAUCAUCUUGCAGCUCAAGCGAAGCACCUACUCAGCACUAUGCACGUACAGAUGCUGCCAGUAUACAGCAUACAGAGUAAAGAAGUGAUCAGAGAACGCGAGCGGGCCAGAUAUACCUUGAAAACCCUACCAGCUGGCCUCACACACUCGUGGCAGCAGUACAUGCUGAAACGGCAGUAUGAAGACUUCUGUCAUUGCAUCGCUCAGGUGUCAGAAUCAGCAUAUGACGAGCGGGUAGCGAGUACGAUUCCCGGUGUGCACUACGAGUUCCCCGGCGGCUACCAUCAAGACUUCGGCGUCGAGAGAUUCAAGAUGGCGGAAUGCCUGUUCGAGCAGAGUCUGGGAGCGCCACAUUUAGCGUGUGCGGCGGCGGCGGCGUGCGACGCGGACGCGCGGCCGGCGCUGUGGGGCGCCGUGGUGGCGUGCGGAGGGGGCGCCAACACGCCCGGCUGGCUGGAGCGGCUCGCCAAGGAGCUGGCUGCGCGCGCGCCGUCCGCGCACCGGCUCAAGUCGCACGCCGCGCCCUCGCCCACCGAGCGACGCUUCGCCGCAUGGAUCGGCGGGUCCAUCCUGGCGUCAAUCGGCUCCUUCCAACAGAUGUGGAUAUCGUCACAGGAAUACGACGAGGGCGGGAAAGGACAGCUCGAGAGGAAAUGCCCUUAGAAACCGUGCCACAGUCUCUUCAUGUAGGUUAAAAUCAUAGAGAAAUAAGUAAACAGAGUGCUAACUCUAUACAUCAGCUUCCUUACCAAAUAAAAUGAAUAAAACCGAUCAAGUGCGAGUCGGACUCGCACACCGAGGGUUCCGUACUUUUUAAUAUUUGUUGUUAUAGCGGCAACAGAAAUACAUCAUCUGUGAAAAUUUCAACUGUCUAGCUAUCACGGUUCAUGAGAUACAGCCUGGUGACAGACAGACAGCGAAGUCUUAGUAAUAGGGUCCCGUUUUUACCCUUUAGGUACGGAACACUAAAAAUAUCACUUAUUUCAAGUAACUACGGACUCAUAUUUUACGCGGCCAAUUUUUUUUUUCACAGUCGACAUCUAGCUUCAAGUUGCGGAUUUAUCAGUACUGUUACUUGACAACAGAUGUCGCGACGAACGAUAAGUCUAAUGCUCAACAAUUUUCAGCUAAUAUUAUAACCAGAUUAACCGGAACUCUACUUUUAACUCCAUCUGCUUGUAAUAUUAGUUGUAAAUUGUUGUUGCACUUUUCUUCAGUCGCGGCACACGUGGCAUCUAGUGUCAAGUAGCGGUACUGAUAAAUCCGCUACUUUUGGUAUGAAACUGGUGUAUGGAGUUAGAACUCUAUGGUUAGAAUAAAGCUCGAUUAUAAUUAGUAUUAAAAUUAAAUAAGGCAGUGGCCAGACGGGAUAAUUUUGCGCAAAAUCUGAUUAAGUUGACAAUUUAAUCAGGACAAAAAUGAAAAUGGCUCGUUGAUCCCACUUGAUAUUUAUUGCAAAUCGCAUGCGAUUAUCGAAGACGUUUUGGACAGGUCAGAUUAUGACCGAUCAAAUAGAGGUGCGAACGCAGAAAUGCCAAUUUUCGACGUUACUUAGUAACGGCACCAAUCAUGGAACAUUUAAGAGAAAAUUUGGAGUAAUUUUUCUUUUUCACCGACACCUGCAAAUUGUCUACCGCUUUAUUCGUUAAAAGUUGAAUGUCCUAUUUGUCCUUUUUUCAUGUUUUUAAUUAUAGACACUGCAAUAGGGGAUAUUACUGCAAUGUUCUGCCACCAGAGUGCAGCACUAGCCUUUUUAGUAAACCAUAGAGUAAUUUAUACAUACUGUACCUUUAACAAGUUUUCAGAGAUAAUAAAAUAUGACAUUGAUGCAUCAAGGCGGUUUGUUUACAGAGGGCCUACCGGGAAACGCGAAUCCGAAAUUUCGCUAUCUGCCUCUUUAUCGCUCGAAUAUGCAAGAGUGACAGAGAUGUUAUAUAACUAAAUUUCUUGUUUCGCGAUAGACCCUCAGAUUGUGGUAGUGGCGCCCCCUGCGCAGAGGUUCGCGUAAUAUUCUCUAUUGAUUUCAAUAUUAUAAACCAAUUAAAACUAUGUGUUUUUGCUCCAGUCAUGGGAUAUGUAUAUGGCACCAUUAAAGUUAAAACUAACAAAAUCAAUGAAAAAUAAAACUUAAGCAUCUCUAUGGCUCUUGUUUAUGGCAUAAUGUUGCCAGUGUUUAAAAACAAACGAUAAAUACUUAUUUUUCAGGAUUUGUCUAUACCAUCACAUUACUGGUGCCAGUCCCAUUAUAGGGGUUAUUCGCGGUUUGGGGACAUUUUUUAGGGUUCCGUACCGUCCGUCCGUCUGUCUGUCACCAGGCUGUAUCUCAUCAACCGUGAUAGCUAGACAGUUGAAAUUUUCACAGAUGAUGAAUUUCUGUUGCCGCUAUAACAACAAAUACUAAAAUGUACGGAACCCUCGGUAGGAGAGUCCGACUCGCACUUGGCCGGUUUUUAUCACUCGAAUGUCGCCAUAAAUUUAAAAUUAGUGAUUGAAUUGUAGGCGCUUGAUGAGAUUGACGCCAAUUUCAUUUCUGAUCAAAUUGUCAGUUUCAUUGAAUCGUCUGCACGCCCACUAAGAGAAAAACGGGCGCAGACUUUGCGAUUGUGACUAUUUUAUGUAUGUAAAUAUUUAGAUUAAAUAAAAUAGCUGUCUAAAAAUGUAUGAGGUGUAUUAUUUUAUUUAUCGUAUGGCAAUACACACACUUCUUAAAUUAAACUUACAGCUUGGCAAAAAAGAGUAGAAAUGGAACUAAUUUUUUUAUUAUGGCAACAUUUACUGUUUUCAUACAAAAGAGACGUCAAAGUGACUCAAUAGUUGCCAUAUGUAAGACGUUUUACAUAGACAGUGGCGCCCCUAGUAUUUUCUACUCUUUUUUGCCAAGCUGUAACAUCAAAAUUUACAAUUCCGCAGAUACAAACUCGCGGUGUAUUGAGAUUGCUGAACUGGUAUUCAAUAUUAUAGAAUAAAAGUAUUAGACAUGUACCAUAUACAUAAUCUCAUAAAAUCCUUAUCAGGAAAUGUCACUUUAAGUCGUGUAUAAUUUUUGAAUAUUAUGUCAAUUUAUGUCAGAGAAAAACUGUUUUUUUCUAUAGUAUAAAUUUUCUCAAAUGAUUUUUACGCCUAAGACCCUAAUGUUUAAAAAAUCCAUUGGCACGCGCUCAGACACAAUGGCCGACCGCUCCCACAAAAGAUCGCUUUUGUUUAACAGAUUAUAGUAGCUUAGGCGUAAAAAUCAUUAGUGAAAAUUCAUACUAUAGUGUAAUAUUAAACAAAAACCAACAAAGAAACAGUACAUGCAUUUUGCAAAAUAAAAACUUAAGAUGUUUUAAUUGUAAAAAAUACGCGUUUACUUGGUUACAUUUUCUAAGGAGAAUUUUUUAUAAUGAAAGGUUCUAGAUGUUGAAGUAGAAAUGCAAUUUUAUUGA